AUGCCAAAUGGUGAAGAUAUUCUUGAAGCACUUCGUUGUUCAAUUGGUUUAGUAUCUCUAAUUUACGUCUGUCGAUUAUACAUUAAAUUAUCAAAUUUUCCACCAACAAUUUUACCGUCUACUGCUCGAACCCAAUUGAUAAAACAAGCAGUAAAUGAUCGUUAUGACAGCAGUCAUACAACUGAAGAUAUUAUGAUGGUGACAAAUAUGAUUGAAAUAAAUAAAGAUAUGAUUAAUCGAGUAUUAUUACUGUCAGAUUUUAAUCAAAAUAUUAUUAAAUUGGAUAUAAAUCAUAUUACAAUGGAUGUUUUAAACGAUUUGAUCUUAUUUCCAUUCACUAACAUCUGUAUUAAUUGCACAAAAUCACUUACUUCGUAUCGAUACAAAUUAAUUCAUGUUAUUGACUGUUUUAAAAUUAUUCGAGCAAUAGCUGUAACUGCUGAGUGUAAAACAUGUUCACUAAUUUAUAAUCAUUCAUCUUGGUAUUCAUUGAAGAAUCGAUGGCGAAAGAUUAAUAAAUCAUCAUUAAAUAGUGCACUUAAAAUAUUUUAUUUAUGUGAUUCUUUUGCAUUUACAUAUUCGGCUUUCUUUGAUUAUACAUGCCAACUUCUACAUGAUCAAUGUCCAUUUCAAGCUUUUUCUCGAAUACUUAUUGAUCGGUAUAAUUACGAACGUCAAAAUAACAACAUCAAUCUUCAACCUAUUCCAUUAGCAAAAUUAUUUCAAUCUCAUUGGUUAUUAUAUCAAAUUGUAUGCUUUGAAUUUAUGUUAGGACGAACGCAAAUAGUUAAUUUACCGGUUUCACUUAAUCGUAAUGAACUUAAUUAUCAUUUUGAAUGUUAUUCUGGUUGGUGGUAUCAUUUAUUCACGACAUUUUGGUCCAGACAUAAGUCAAUCCCAAAUAUAAAAUGUUGUCCUUCAGAUUGUAGUCGAUGUAUCAUUGUGGAUGGACAUCAAAAAUGUCGACGAUUAGUAUGUAGUUUUAAAAAUAUUGUCGAUACUUCCAUUGAAGAAAUGACUGCAAUUGAAAUUGGUUGUCCAUAUACACCCUGUCGAAGAAUACAAUCAUCGAAUUCAGUUGAUGCAAUUUAUUGUAGAUAUCAUCAACCCUCAAUUCUUUUAUCGCCGUCUCUUAAUUUACAAAAAGCUGAUGAUAUGGCUGCUGAAUUUUCGGUAAUAUUAUUAUUAUGUUAA
Molecule: messenger RNA, 1194 nt
Organism: Rotaria sordida
Lineage: Eukaryota; Metazoa; Rotifera; Eurotatoria; Philodinida; Philodinidae
Source: the annotation of a GenBank genome assembly